AUAUAUACAUGUAUCUCUUAGUAUACUUAUAUUUGCUUGUAUUUACAUAAACUGUCAAAUCCCAAUUAUGCAGAAUGUGUUUACACAUCCUUCCAUACCCCAGGGCAACAAUCACAUUUUUCACGGAGCCCAGAAAGCGCGUCAUACAAAGCGGUCAAGCACACAGCCUUGAAACCCGCGGUCCCGAGCAGCACGAGGCCGGCGGCGGCGACGAGGCGCUCGAAGGGGCGGCGCAAGGACGGACUUGACCUCGCACUCGCGCCGCGACCGUUGGGGGAACCGCACGCUCACCACCAUGUCGGGAAGUGUGGCCGAAAUCAGCGUGCAGAGAAGAGCCUCGGUGCCUCGCGAAGAAGCCAGGAAGCCCAAGCCCGUCGAGGGGAAGGAUGGCGGAGACUCGAAGGAACUCAGGGAGAAGAUACUUAGUCGACUCAAGAUUGUGGGUCGUCUCGUCCUAUCGGUGCUGUUCGAGUUUCUGAAGCUGAACGGGCAGGCACUGUAUCUGCUAGGGAAGGACAUCCUUGAGUUGGCUAUUCCCCCGAAGGAAAAAUCGCUGCGUGGGUCACUGGUGCUGAUCACAGGGUCGGGACAAAACCUAGGUCGUGAAUUAUCUCUUCAGCUUUCCCAACACGGCGCUAGACUCGUGCUCUGGGACUUCAAUGAGGACCAAAACGAAGAGACGGCGAAGAUGAUCCGCGACGGAGGAGGCGAAGCACACGCGUUCACCUGCGACGUGUCCGACCAGAGAGUCGUCGCCUCGGUGGCUGCCAAGGUGACGAGAGAAUUCCUGGGCAACAUGAUAGACCUCGGCCGCGGACACAUCGUGAGCGUGUCGUCCAUCCUCGGCUACAUGGGAAGGAACUACGUCGUGCCUUACUGUGCCUCCAAAUUCGGCGUCAAAGGCAUGACGGAGGCCCUGGCGGAGGAGGUGCGGAAGUCGGGGAAGGGGCAAAACAUCUGCGUGACGGCCGUCCAUCCCUUCCUCAUCUCCAAUGUCAGUGACGUGAAGCCGAACCUCAAGUUCCCGUCACUGUUUGAGGUUCUGACGCCCACCGAGGCCGCCAGGAGGAUCAUCCGAGGCAUCAGGAGGAACCAGGAGGAGCUGUUCCUUCCCGAAAAACUCAAACCUCUUAUGAUGAUGUCGAAAGUGCUGCCCCGCAGCCUGCGGCGCCUCUUUGGAGACUAUAUGGAGUACUGACCUGAUCUUGAUCUUCGGUUCGUGCAAGAUCAGAACAGGAAUGCGUUGUGUUUUGCGUACGGCCUCAUAAUGUGUAUCACAGACUUGUAGAGAAUGAGCCCAACCACAACCAUGCUGAUUCUUAAAGUAAAGGCAUUAAUAUAGUUUUGCUCAGAAAAUAAAUUCUAUAUCAACUUGUGUAUGAUCAUUA
Penaeus chinensis is the source of this 1388-nucleotide messenger RNA. RefSeq names its product 17-beta-hydroxysteroid dehydrogenase 13-like. Gene Ontology annotation, molecular function: oxidoreductase activity, acting on the CH-OH group of donors, NAD or NADP as acceptor. Gene Ontology annotation, cellular component: lipid droplet. The coding region runs from base 296 to 1198 and encodes 300 amino acids. The record is from RefSeq and is a predicted model, not a curated record. The transcript has 8 exons. NCBI's taxonomy places the organism in Eukaryota, Metazoa, Arthropoda, Malacostraca, Decapoda, Penaeidae.